CUCACGACGUCCAGACUAUAACAGAAUUUUAUUGGUGUCUUGGCUGGAACGCUUGUUAAAGACAUUUUUAUAUGGAGUGUCAGCAACCACAGGAGAUGUGGUAGGCUGCUUAUCCAUGGUACUUUUUGUAUCGUCUGAAAGACAUUGACUUGUGAAGAGAUUUUGUAAUAUAUGUGGAUGUGUAUAUAAGUUAUUUCAUCCACAGACAUAAUUUAUUACUUGUAAAUAGUUUCUGAAACAUGAUGAAGACGGCAGUUAUGGUUAUGGUGGCGUGUAUAGUGUGCCAUGGAGUAGAUAACAUAGUGAAAAAUAACAUUACUCUAGUACUGCCAGAUGGGCGCCUGGUGCCUUGGUGGCCGGCAGUUACCAGUGUUUCUGGUGACCCAGCCUCAGGCAUCAAAGUCAGAAUUACUACCAAGGUAAACCUCGCACACAACAGACAGACUUCUUCCGUCGACAUUCCUAUCAAGAAAGUGGGGGUAAUGCGAGAUGAACAAAUAGCUGGAACUGAAGAUAGAGGCGAUGAUAGCGAGGAGAUUAAAGAUCAUAUAAAGAAGCCCUGUGUAACUUGUGGGAAGACUUGCACAGAUGAGAAGAAUGACUCCGGCAAACCAGGAGUGAGGGUGCCCACUGUGGUGGUGUGGGACACCUCCACCAGUCAGUACACGGGUCUCAAUCUUAGUGUCAUCGAGCGAGGCAGUUUCAACACCCCGUCAUACCACAUAUACUACAAGAACGAGGAUGGGCCGCUGUCUCCAUUCCAUGAUAUCCCACUUUUUUCUAAUGAAGGAAACAAGAUUUUCAAUAUGGUGGUAGAGGUGCCACGCUGGACCAAUGCAAAGAUGGAGAUAGCUACGAAGGAGCCCUUGAAUCCUAUUAAACAGGAUGUGAAGAAGGGUAAACUUCGUUUUGUUGCCAACUGUUUCCCUCAUCAUGGCUACAUCUGGAAUUAUGGUGCCCUUCCCCAGACUUGGGAGGACCCCAGCCACAUAGACGAAGCUACCGGCUGCAAGGGUGAUAAUGACCCUAUAGAUGUGUGUGAAAUUGGCUACCGUGUUGCCAAGAGGGGCGAGGUCAUUCAAGUUAAGGUGCUGGGGACUAUAGCCCUAAUUGACGAAGGAGAAACAGAUUGGAAGCUCAUUGCCAUUGAUGUUAACGAUCCCUUAGCACCACAGCUGAGUGACAUAUCUGAUGUGGAGAAGCACAUGCCUGGCUUCUUGAAAGCCACUGUGGAAUGGUUCAGGAUCUACAAGAUACCAGAUGGAAAGCCUGAAAACCAGUUUGCAUUUAAUGGAGUGGCGAAGGAUAGAGACUUCGCUCAUAAGAUAAUCAUGGAGACCCAUGAAGCAUGGCAAAAUUUAGUAGAGGGCAAAUCUGAUGCUGGUGGACUGAGUACCAGCUGUGUUUCUGUUCCAAACUCGGCAAGUAAACUUUCUGUACCUGAAGCACAGAGUGUUGUGGAAGAAUCUCCUGAACCAAGCCCUGGACAGCCUUUGGAUCCUAAGGUUGACCUCUGGCACUACAUCAGUCUCAAGUGAAAUGGAUCUCCCAGUUGUGAUAUUUCUCAAUUGAAUACUUCCCUAAUCAGAAUAAUUUCCAGUCUGUGAUGCCCACCUUUGCUCUUAUCCUCACAAAUUGUUAAUAUCCACUUGGCUUGACAGUACACAAGUGUUGUAUAGUAUUUAAUAUAGAACUACCCAUUCUGAUUUAUCUUGAUUUUGCAUUUCAAAAUUUUUGUUGUUGAAGCAACAGGUAUUCUAAUGUAUGGAUUAGAGUAUAACAGAACAUAAUGAAGUUUAAGUAUGCUCUAAUCUUAUUCCUCUGAAUUUUAUUAAUAUAAUAAAUUUUAGUUAUACUGUAA
Molecule: messenger RNA, 1861 nt
Organism: Cherax quadricarinatus
Lineage: Eukaryota; Metazoa; Arthropoda; Malacostraca; Decapoda; Parastacidae
Gene: Nurf-38
Product: Inorganic pyrophosphatase Nurf-38
Biological process (GO): phosphate-containing compound metabolic process
Cellular component (GO): cytoplasm
Molecular function (GO): magnesium ion binding; inorganic diphosphate phosphatase activity
Source: RefSeq, a predicted model, not a curated record